Rhododendron vialii is the source of this 1455-nucleotide messenger RNA. Its product is annotated as protein ABIL1-like. The record is from RefSeq and is a predicted model, not a curated record. NCBI's taxonomy places the organism in Eukaryota, Viridiplantae, Streptophyta, Magnoliopsida, Ericales, Ericaceae. The transcript is spliced from 9 exons. The coding region runs from base 175 to 1101 and encodes 308 amino acids.
AUCAUUUUCACUUGCAACUGACUCAAAUAAUAACUACCCGGGAUGCUUCUCUCUCUCUCUCUCCAACCAAAAGCUAGCUUAGCUCCAAAUCUACCUUAAGUUACCAUUAUAAACUUCUAAACACUCUUCUCUCUCUGCUGAUUUCAACAAAUUCUCACUUGAGGCCAGAGACAGAUGGAAGUGGAAGUGAAGCAGUCACGGCCAGACAAUAUGGAAUCGAUCACCUUCGACGAGGCGUUUAUGGAACGAGGCAAGAGCUUCGUCACAGCAUUGCAAGAACUCAAGAAUUUGAGGCCUCAGUUAUAUUCUGCUGCAGAAUACUGUGAGAAGUCUUAUCUUCAUAGCGAACAGAAACAGAUGGUCCUGGACAACUUGAAGGAUUAUGCUGUCCGAGCCCUUGUGAAUGCUGUUGACCACCUUGGCUCUGUAGCUUACAAAUUAACUGAUCUCCUUGAACAACAAACUUUGGAUGUCUCAACCAUGGAGCUUAAGGUUUCAUGUCUGAAACAGCAACUACUAACGUGCCAAACAUACACGGAUAGAGAAGGCCUCAGGCAGCAGCAGUUGUUAGCAUUCAUUCCGAGGCAUCACAAACACUAUACCUUGCCCAAUUAUGUCCACAAGAAAGUACAAUUUAACCCACACGUAAGAACGGAUGCCAGGCAAAGUCGUAUUCAACCAAGACCUCGUCUUUACAAUUCAGGCAGCCUAGCUCCCACAACUCUGUCAUGGCAUUUGGCAUCAGAAACCAAGUCUACCUUAAAAAAUUCCUCAUGUGCUUUGUCGAGCAGUGAAGAUCCAACAACUUCCAGCAUAGCUUCUGGGGUCUUCCAUUUAGUGGAUGCUGAAGAGAGCACCCGGAUGAAAUCCUCAGCAGUUCAAUUCCAGUUGCCCAGCGGAGGGCAUGCUAAAAGUGCAGCUAUGCAAACAUUCGGUACCGCACGGAUGAACACCGUAGAGGGCUCCAAACCUUUGGCAGCUUCCAGGUCAUUUGACAACCCAAGUCGGCAAGAGAUUGUUCGUGCACCAGUCCGCAGCAAGAGCCUGAUAUCAGCUUUCUUUGUUAAACAGAAGACACCCAAACUAAAGAGCGUCUCAUGAAUUCUCAAGCCAUUUGACUAAGAGUUAACUUUCAGCAAACCACCCCCGACGCAUGGGCCUUUCGUCCUAUUCAUUUAGUAAUUGCGCACAAAUCACCAUCUACUUUCAUUCCUUCCAUUUGGCGUAUAAAUAACAAGCAGAAGUGCAUUGUUUUAGGUAGAUGAAAUUGCAACUUCAUGAAAAAACGGCUCAGAUCAGCAGUUCUAGUGUGAUGUGUCGCAUUCGAUGCCAUGUUUAGUAGCUGUAUUCAUAUGCAUAGCUCUAGGGUUAAUUAUAUGCAAUUAGAUUGUGAAUACUGAUGAAGCCUUUGAUGAGGUGAAUAUUUUUUUAACUGUACCUUAGGUGAUUACUAUU